AUGCAAUCUGAAUUUGAAUCAUAAUAAUACCAACAUAUUGGAAUAUUUUUGUUAACUUAGUCAGGGCUUUGAAUUUACAUAUAUUUUUCACCAAAUUUAUAUAAUUUUGUGUUUUUUCAGUUAAAUGGCUACUCCCAAUGUCACUUUGAUUGCUGAUGUAGAUGUGUUGAGGGACGAUUUGACUCUAAAAGUUCGUGUCAUCAACUUGUGGAAACAUAUGUCAUUCUACAACAAAGAUGAAAUUUGUUCCAUCGAAUCAAUAUUACUUGAUGAAUAGGGGAGCAAGAUCCAAGCUACUGUUUGGAAAAAGUUUCCGUAUCGAUUCAAAAAUAUAUUAAAGGAUGGGUCGACUUUUUACAUCACGAGUCCAAGUUUUGCAUCACAAAAGUCCGGUUGUUUCAAAAUAACUCCUCAAGAUCAAAAACUAACCUUUGUCCAAAAUACUGUUCUCAAAGAAUGUGCAGAAUUUUCUGGAUCCACAUUUGGAUUUUCAUUUGUUGACUAUCAGACUGUUCUGUCGUUGCUACAUCCUGAAGACAUAUCUGUUGAUUAGUUAAUAUUUAUUAUUUUAAUUAUAAACUAAAUAUUUAAUUGGUUUUACCUAUGUUUAUCUGUUAUAUAUUAUAUAUUAUAUCUUUAAAUUUCAAAGGGCUCUUCAAAUGUUUUUUUUACAGAUGUUAUUGGAUUGGUAGUUGCUAUUACUGAGAUGAUGAUGGAUGAUCCUGAAAAGUCUAAACACAGACUAACCAUUCACAUCCAAGAUGCAAAUGCUUUGCAACUCUGUGUAAAUUUGUGGGGUGAUUAUGCUUACAAGAUGCAAGAUUACAUAGAUAACAAUCCACCAAAUGAACGUGUCGUUGUUAUACUUCAGUUUGCAAAGAUUAGUGUUUGGAGAGAUCGUCCGAGUGUUAAUACCUACUUUACAUCUUCAAAGUUGUUCAUUAACUCCGAUAUCGAUGAAAUUAGUCUUUUCAAAAAAAGUUUAGAUGGGGAUGAUCGUCCUAAUUCGUCUUCAAAUACAAUUUCAGUCAUUGAAUCUAAACAACUUUCUGAAUUAGAUGAUUUCAUAGUUAAAACUAAGCUGAAGACUAUUGCUGAGAUUUUUGAACCACAUUUGAAUGAGAAAUGGUUCUAUCUCGCGUGUACAAACUGCAGUCACAGGCCUUUCCGGAUACUGAUGCAAAACCAAUUUCUUAUGAAUGUCGUAACCAAAAUUGCACAAAAAAAAUCAACUACUGUUGUACCGAGAUUUAUGAUCUCCAUACGUGUGCAAGAUAAUACCGGGACUAUUACCUUAACAAUGUUUGAAAAAGAAGGAAGGUAUCUAUUGAAGACAUCAGCCAAAGAGUUGUUUAAAAAAGCAACAGAGAUUGGGGACAAUACUGAUUUCUAUCCAGGGGAGAUUAAUGCAUUGAAAGGUUUGAAAUUGGCAUUCAAGAUUUCUGUUACGGAUUUCAAUGUGUCGAAAAAAAACGAAUCAACUGGUAUAACACACUCUUUGGAUGUUUGUUCGGGAGAAUUCGAAUCUCAAGAUAACAGGCCUUUAAAGGUCAAAAUUUUGAUAAUGGAAACCAUGGAAGGUGCACUUCAAUCCUCUAAAACAGCCCCUGGUCAUGUUUGA
Lactuca saligna is the source of this 1621-nucleotide messenger RNA. NCBI's taxonomy places the organism in Eukaryota, Viridiplantae, Streptophyta, Magnoliopsida, Asterales, Asteraceae. The record is from the annotation of a GenBank genome assembly.